Molecule: messenger RNA, 2670 nt
Organism: Sinocyclocheilus anshuiensis
Lineage: Eukaryota; Metazoa; Chordata; Actinopteri; Cypriniformes; Cyprinidae
Gene: rin2a
Product: Ras and Rab interactor 2a
Exons: 11
Coding region: 292-2670 (792 amino acids)
Biological process (GO): vesicle-mediated transport
Cellular component (GO): endocytic vesicle; cytosol
Molecular function (GO): guanyl-nucleotide exchange factor activity; small GTPase binding
Source: RefSeq, a predicted model, not a curated record
AGUCUUUCUUGCAAAGUACAAGGAAGCAAGCAACCUCGACUCGGUCGUGUAAGAACAUCUAAAACUGUUAACAUCAACUGAGCCUUUGGAGGAAGAUCAUCCAGGUCUUAUAAAUGCGUAACUGCGCUUUUGCUAGCGGGUGUUUUGGUUUCGACCCGUCGAGGAAUAGUGACAUGCUAAAUAAUGGAGGAAUUCUUGAUGAACGAAGACCAGGAAGUGAUAAGUUAAAGUAAAGGGAAGCGAACAGAUUAGAGACCCAGCCUGACACAGAAGAGCUGCAUACACCCAACCAUGUCUACAGAGAUGAUGAUGCAGUUCUGUCUCAUGGACCGAAGCAGCAGCUUUUUUAAGCUGAUUGACACGUUCUCCAAGGAGAUCUCAGAGCUAAAGCAGGAGAUGGUUCAGCCAGCCAGAGAGCCGGAGACAGAGAUCUUACAGGGUCUGGAAGGAGAGGUCAGCGGUCUUUUCCUUCAGUCUUCUGCCUGCGUUGGUACACCUGGGGUGAGGGAUUCUGGAUAUGACUCUCUACGCAGACGCAUGAGCAUCCUGGACAGACUGACGCAGACACACUCUGUAUGGUUGCUACUGUCUCUCAGCGAUGAGGAAGCCAGACGCAUUCUGCAGCCGCAGCCGGCAGGGAGUUUUGUGGUGAGGAGGUGUUAUAAACUGCAGAAAAAGGUGAUUUCCCUACGUAUGGACAGUGACACACUGAUUGUUCGGGACUUCCCAAUUAAAGAGAGCCAAUAUACUUUUUCUCUGGAGGGCUCAGGGAUCAGCUUUGCAGACCUCUUUCGACUGGUGGCGUUCUGCUGUAUCAGCAGGGACGUUCUGCCUUUCACACUGAAGCUGCCCGAGGCCAUCGCAGCUGCAAAGACCCCUAAAGAUCUGGAGGAGGUGGCUCACUUGGGAAGAGGUUUCUGGGACUCUGAACUGUGCAAUAAGAGGAAGUCUUCUGUGUCUGGGGAGACUGUGUGUGAAAUUUCACAACAGAGACUGAAACAGUGGUUAUCCCCAAGCAUUCCGGCCAUCCCAUUCACACGGACCCCUUCUGAACUUGAAUGCAGUCAAUCCAACAGAGCGCUGUGCUUCAUCAAUCCCCUCUUCCUGCAGACACACCAAACUAACCCUUCACCUAAAAAGCAAGAAUCAUCCCCGGGCAACGCAGAUCGCCAGAUCAGGGAAGACAGCAUCUUUUGCCGUGCAAAAAGCACGCAAAACAAAUCACACGCAAGUGUGAGUAGAUCCAAGAGCGAGAGAUCCCCGCCACCUCGGCCCCCACCUCCCCACUUUGCCUCCGGCAGAUCAGCAGUUCUUCGUAAACAGAAGACCAUGCCUGAGACGGUCUGUUGGAUCAAAACGCCUCAGGGAAAGAGCAGCCUUCUGGGGAGGUUGGGAUCAUCCUUCAGUUCCUUAUCACCCUCAUCCUCCCCACCCAAAAAGUUCAGUAAACCCAUCCUGGUGCCCUCACCCCGCAGUAAGAAUUCCUCCGGUCUGCUCGAUGCAGACGGCCUCCGCUGCCACAUGGCCCUGGAUGACCAGACCAUUGAGGAAGCCGUGUCUUGGAGCUUGGCCAAGCUGUCCUCACGCAACUCUACCGCCCUGGAGAACGGCAGCCCUGCAGAUGAACGCUGCUCCACCGGACGAGAGCGUCUGAGCGAUAUCAGCAUCUCCACCUCAUCCUCAGACUCUCUCGACUUCACCCACGGCUUCCCGCUGCCCAUGGAGGCCAGUCCCUCCAGAACCGAGAGGCCCACUGGUGACAGCAGCCUGGAGGAGGAGGAAGAGGAAGAAGAUGAUGGCAUCAACUUGGAGAGCGACCAGGAGGUGCCACCACCCUUUAAGUCAAAGAAGCAGAAUGGCGCUGGUACGUUCGUGCUGCCGCGUGCACUGAGAGGACAAUUGCGCAAGAUGAGCAGCGUUCUCAAUUCUUUGAUGACGCCCGAGAAGAGAGCCAUUCGGAAGAUUGUCGAGCAAUCCAGGGAUAAAGGGACUUACUUUGGCUGCCUGGUGCAGGACUACGUGAGCUUCUUGCAGGAGAACCGCGGCUGCCACACAUCAGGCUUGGACCUGCUGCAGACUCUCAGGCAGUUCAUGACUCAGAUGAAGUCCUACCUGCUGCAGAGCUCAGAGCUUGACCCGCCAAUUGAGUCACUUAUCCCGGAGGAUCAAAUAGAUCAGGUGAUGGAGAAAGCCAUGCACAAGUGUGUGCUGAAGCCUCUGAAGCCUGUGAUAGAGGCCGCCUUGCGGGACUUCCAGGUGAGCAGUGGGACUUGGCAGCAGCUGAAAGAGAAUCUGGUUUUGGCCAAAGCCAAGCAGCCCCAGGAGAUGGGUGUGGAUGGAGCUCUGCCUCCUGACCCAGUGGCCAUAGAGAAGAUUCGCCACAAGUUCCACAACAUGUGCAAGAUGUACUCACCAGAGAAGAAAGUGUCUCUGCUUCUCAGUGUGUGCAAGCUUAUCUACACCAUAAUGGAGAGCAACUCAGGGAGGAUGUAUGGUGCAGAUGACUUCCUGCCCAUGCUUACAUAUGUGAUGGCCCAGUGUGACAUGCCACAACUGGAUGCUGAAAUAGAGUACAUGAUGGAGUUACUGGACCCAUCACUGCUUCAUGGAGAAGGUACAUUAGACCCCGGUUUCCACAUAUUCGUCACAAAUACUGCGCAACUGCAAUAA